Messenger RNA from Parathielavia appendiculata, 1189 nucleotides. RefSeq lists its product as uncharacterized. The coding region runs from base 1 to 1044 and encodes 347 amino acids. NCBI's taxonomy places the organism in Eukaryota, Fungi, Ascomycota, Sordariomycetes, Sordariales, Chaetomiaceae. The record is from RefSeq and is a predicted model, not a curated record. The transcript has 2 exons.
AUGGUGGGGGCCCUGACACCCGAUGUGCCGGCUACCGUCAGGGAAGAGGAUGAAGCAUAUGGCAUCGCGUGCGAGGUCGCUACAAUGGAGUUCGUGAGGCAAAGGCUGUCUGCAAUUCCUAUCCCUCGCCUAUACGCAUACGAGGGCCCCGGGUCUCAGCUCGCUGCUGACGUCGGGGCUGCCUAUAUGCUUCUGGAAGGCUUCUGUGGAAAUACCCUGCAAGAUGUCGAAUUCGAUAUUUGUAACUUGCCAGUUGCAACACAAGAACACAUCAUGAUGCAGUGGACAAGGGUUCAAGCGGAACUAGCCACUCUUGCUUAUCCUCAAAUAGGCUCUAUCUGCUCUAUUUCCCCGUCGGGAGAACCAGUUUUAGGCAGUUUAGCGGCUUCUUCUGCCGGAGAGCUCAGUGAUGCGGGACCAUUCUCUAGAGCAGUUGAGUACUUCACUGCCGUUGCAAAUGCCGCGGCCGGCAAGCUGGAUCAAUCCACUAGGCUGGGUGCCUUGGUCUUUCGCGACAUUGUGGACAAGACUACCUUGUUCGGAGACACCGACACCGUUGAGCAAUUCCCUCUCAACCAUAUGGAUCUCGGCACUCAGAACAUCAUCGUCGAUGAUAAAUUCAAUUUUAUUGCCAUUAUCGACUGGGAGUUCGCGCAGACUGCCCCAUGGCAGGUCAACCGCUACCCUAUGCCGUUUCCUUUACUAGGAUCAGACACCGAGGACAUUCUCAGAGAUCCUAGCCAUCUCGCCUACAAGAAUGUGUCACGGCAAGACGUUUCUCGACGAAUCUACCGCCAGAAGUUCCAAGAGGCUGAGAGGGAACUUAAGGAGGAGGGCCGAGCUCUUGAAGGGUCCUUUGCAGACGCUUUGAAUAGUUCAGCAUCAAGGAUAUAUGCUUGCUUCACUAGCCUAGGUCGUUUACAGCAGGCUGAUAGGGGCCUCCUGUGUGAGAUGGUGCGCCUUGCGUUCGGGUUGGAUGCAGACAAAGUGGAGGAGUAUCUCUGGGAGCUAGAGCAGGGUGGCGAGGUAGGUGGGAGCGGGUAGGGCAGACUGUACAUUGAAGUUAGUCCCGGGGACCUGGAUGGCGAGAUGAUCACUCCUGCGGAGCUUGCCGAUCAAGUCACAAAUCAUUGGAUGUUGAUGCGACCUGAGAAGUGGAACCGAGUGCCUGAUCCGUUUUCGGCCUUGC